UUGCGCUCCCAGCGUUGGGUCAAUGCGCGUGUCACCUGCGAGUCCCAGGUGAAUUUCUCGGGCCGCCAGGUGCGCGAUGAGGGCUGCAGGGAGCUCGGAGUGCAGGAAGCUCGUGGUGAAGGAUGAAGGCUGCUCAGGUCGUGGAGGUUUUUACAUCAAUUUAUUAUUAUUUUUAGGUUUUUAGGGCAACCCAGAGGUGUAAUGCCGUGUCGCUGGAGUAGGUGUCCGGACAGGUUUUACCUGUACCUCAGUGCCAAGAAUGUGCUCACUCGGUUUCAACUCAGGACCCGAUUAACAGGAUUGGGGUCUUUUUUUUCUUUUCAUAUAAUCCAUGUGUGUCUCCUACCACCCUGACAUAAAGCUACCUGAAACACACACACUCAUACACACACACACACACACACACACACACACACACACACACACUCAAGGUGAAGGUGAUGGACACGUUCCUCAGAGGCAUCCUGUCCAACGAGAAAAUGGCAGGUGUGUUUUCUUACGAGAGUUCUGAAGUAGACUGGUGUGAGGACAACUACAAGCACUCAGAGAAUAUUGUUGAAUACUUCAACACGAUGAGCAGCUUCAUCUUCUUCGUGGUGGCUCCUAUCAUGCUCUACCUGCUGCACCCCUAUGCUCGGGAGAGGAACCUGGCAGUGCACCUGGUGUGGCUCAUGAUGAUCUUCGUGGGUCUGUUCUCCAUGUAUUUCCACAUGACCCUGAGCUUCAUGGGGCAGAUGCUGGACGAGCUCUCCAUCCUCUGGGUUUUGGCCAUCGGCUACUCACUCUGGUUUCCACGCAAACAUUUUCCCUACUUUGUUAAAGACAGGACCUCGUUUUCUCGCAUUGUCUUGGUGAGCACCAUCUUUACCACACUGUUGUCAUUUGUCAAGCCCACCGCCAAUGCCUAUGCCCUCAACUUCUUCGCCCUGCACAUCCUCUAUUCUUUGUCUUUGCAGCUAAAGAGUUGUACUGAUCAGCGUGUUCUGCGUUUGGCACGUGUCUCCAUCGGUCUAUGGGUGCUCGCCAUCUCCUGCUGGAUCAGUGACCGCUUUGGCUGCAGCUUUUGGCAAAAACUUGACUUCUGCUACUUGCAUGGCAUCUGGCACAUCCUGAUUGUGGUCUCUACGGCGUACGGAAGCACGCUGAUCGCCUACCUCGACGCCACCAUUGAGAUCCCGCACUCUCACCCUGACCUGCAGUACUGGCCUUGUGAUAACUUAGCUCUCGGGCUGCCUUAUAUCGUCCUCAAGGCCAUGCCCAAGACAAGGAAAAACUGCUAGCUGAGAAAGAGAGAGAA
This is a messenger RNA of Silurus meridionalis, 1297 nucleotides long. RefSeq names its product alkaline ceramidase 1 (gene acer1). Gene Ontology annotation, cellular component: membrane. The record is from RefSeq and is a predicted model, not a curated record. Gene Ontology annotation, molecular function: hydrolase activity, acting on carbon-nitrogen (but not peptide) bonds, in linear amides. The transcript is spliced from 7 exons. Gene Ontology annotation, biological process: ceramide metabolic process. Bases 441 to 1280 code for a protein of 279 amino acids. NCBI's taxonomy places the organism in Eukaryota, Metazoa, Chordata, Actinopteri, Siluriformes, Siluridae.